This is a messenger RNA of Haemonchus placei, 477 nucleotides long. Lineage: Eukaryota; Metazoa; Nematoda; Chromadorea; Rhabditida; Trichostrongylidae. The record is from the annotation of a GenBank genome assembly.
AUGCUGGCUCCUUCUGAAGUAAAGAAACACGUAAAGAAGACUCUCGAGCUGUAUCCAAUAGGUGGAGGACCUCAAGAAAUCAGAGGAGCUAAAGAAUUUUACAUGUACAUGUUCACCCAACAUCCCGAUCUCCGCAAAUACUUCAAAGGAGCCGAAAACUUUUCAGCAGAAGAUGUUUUGAAAAGUGAAAGGUUUGACAAGCAAGGCCAACGUAUUCAGUUAGCCAUCCACAUUCUCGCCGACUCCAUAGAUGACGAGCCAACAUUCCGCGCCUACGCUCGAGAAACCGUUAACAGGCACCGUCAGUACAAGAUGGUUCCAGAACUGUGGGGUGCCUUUUUCACGGUUCUCGUAAACUUUUUGGAAACAAAAAGACCGUUGACUGAUGACGAGAAAGCUGCUUGGAGCCAGCUGGGGAAAAUUUUUGACGAAGAAUGUCAAAGCCAUUUGAAGAAUCUCGGACUGGCACAUGUCUGA